Messenger RNA from Schistocerca americana (American grasshopper), 732 nucleotides. RefSeq names its product prefoldin subunit 6 (gene Pfdn6). Gene Ontology annotation, molecular function: protein-folding chaperone binding. The transcript has 4 exons. Gene Ontology annotation, biological process: chaperone-mediated protein complex assembly; protein folding. Lineage: Eukaryota; Metazoa; Arthropoda; Insecta; Orthoptera; Acrididae. Gene Ontology annotation, cellular component: prefoldin complex; cytoplasm. Bases 136 to 528 code for a protein of 130 amino acids. The record is from RefSeq and is a predicted model, not a curated record.
ACAUCUCUUUCAAUUGAGACAUACCUUAUAUGUCCAUCAUUACUUUCUACCGUAGCAGAGAGUAUUUGACUACAGUAGUAGAUGUGUCAGAGAUCAUAUUACGGCGAUUUGUUUGUUUUGAUCGUUUAGGUGCACAUGAAAGGAAGAAUGAUGGAGAAAAUACAAGAGGAAAUACAAAGGAAGUUGGAUGAAUACAAAACUGUCCAGAAAGAUUUUCAUAAAGCAGUUAGUCAACGGAGUCAGCUAGAGGGCCAGUUGAAUGAAAAUACAGCUGUGAAAACAGAACUUGAUCUGCUGAAAAAGGAUGCUGAAGUGUAUAAAAUGAUUGGUCCAGUGUUAGUGAAGCAAGAUCUUGAAGAAGCUAAGCAAAAUGUGGCGAAGCGAAUGGACUACAUUCGUGGUGAGCUAAAACGGGCUGAUGACACUCUAGCUUCACUAGAAAAACAACAAGAAAGUCAUCGAGCAGCCUUAACAAAGUUGCAGCAGCAGUUUCAGCAAGCACAGAUGAAGAUGGCCAAAAAACCGUGAAUGUGAAUCAGUUGUGUGCUGCUGUAUACAUUUGUUUCCUGUUUGGAAACUGAGAAAAGUAAAUUAAAACCAAUGUGAAUUUUAUGUGUGGCUGAAAUCUCAUCCUUUGUGCUUUUGUAGAGGAAGUGGAUGUAUAUAUAUAUGAAAACAACAUGUAACUAUAUAAUAUCUUUAUUGCAUACAAAAUAAAGGCACUUUAUUAUU